AUGAUAAUAAACAGCUACUUGACAAUGAGUCAUUUCUUUUGUUCAAAUGAACCAUCUACAAGUUACACUGUUUAUUCAAGAGAUUCAGGAAAAAGACCAUCAGAUGAUACUAAUGAAGAGAAUUAUAAUGUACCAAUGAAGAAAAAUAAAAAUAAAGGUGGGCCUAAUCCGGUGAUUAAUGAACAACAUAAUGUUGAUAAAAUUUUUUAUACCUUUAACUAUUGUGGUAUAAAAUACAAUCUAAUCACCAAAAAACAAUGGGAAGAAGCUUUUAAAUUGUACAAUUCUGAUUUAUCAGAUGAUAGGUUUUUUAAUUUUUAUAAAAAAAUUAUUGCUUUUAUACUCAGCAAUGAAAGACUUGAAUAUAAAAUAAAUGGUGAUGUGAGUGUUUUAAAUAAUGCACAAAAUUUUGAAGAAAUAUCAAAAUUUAUAAAUUUUGACAUAUUUUCAGUUUCUAAAGAGAAAGUUAAUUUUUGUGAAUAUUAUUUAAUUAAGUUUGUAAUAGUGUUAUUUGAUAAAGAAAAUUUAAAAAUUAAUGAUUUAGACAAAUUAAAUCAACUAAUUAAUGUAUUUAACGAUUUAAUUUCGUUAAUUAAUAUGUUUAAGUUAGUUUCAAAAACAGUUUUUUUAAAAAACGUUGAUUAUAUUAUUCAAAAUUGGAAUUUCCUUAACUUUUGUCAGAGUGAAAUUAUUAAAAUGUUUCAGAAAAUAAACAAAAAUAGUGUAGUUGCAAAUACUUCUAAAAUUAAUCAAAUAAAAUUACAAAGCUUAAUUUUAGACAUACUAAAUUUUGAAAAUAAUAUUAAAUCAGAAGCAGAAGAUAUUUCUUCUAAUGAACGGUUUAAUUUUGAUUUAAGUAUGCUAAAACAAAAUUUUAGAAAUUUAUUAAACAACUAUCAAAUGUUACAGCGUGUUUUAAAUCAAAAAAAGUCAGAUGAAAAUACAAAAGACGUCUCUAAAUAUCUUCAAUCUUUAAAUAAUACGAUUUUACUUCUUCUAAAUAGAUAUCAAGCAAUUUUACAUGUAUCAUGUCUUUUAUUUAUAAAAGAUUUGUCUAUUUUAAUUUUUAAUUCUUUGAUAAUAUUUGAUAAAAAGAAAAGUUUAUUGAAGUUUACAAAUCCUUUAAAAGAAAUUUUAUUAAAUGGGGCAUCAAGUUUGCUAAUUCAAUAA
Molecule: messenger RNA, 1170 nt
Organism: Hepatospora eriocheir
Lineage: Eukaryota; Fungi; Microsporidia; Hepatosporidae
Source: the annotation of a GenBank genome assembly